Messenger RNA from Drosophila santomea, 1302 nucleotides. RefSeq lists its product as uncharacterized. The record is from RefSeq and is a predicted model, not a curated record. Bases 1 to 1302 code for a protein of 433 amino acids. The transcript has a single exon. Lineage: Eukaryota; Metazoa; Arthropoda; Insecta; Diptera; Drosophilidae.
AUGAAGGACGAUCAACCGGUCAAACAGAGCUACUACCCGAAGAACCCGAAGAUGCAGGUGGAGAUCAACGCCAAGGUCGACGAGUUGCUACAAAAUGGGUGCAUCGAACCGUCUAGGAGCCCAUACAGCUCUCCCAUAGUGAUAGUGAAGAAGAAGACGGGUCAAUGGCGUUUGUGUGUAGAUUUCCGCCAGAUAAACGCAAAGUCCGUGAAGGACGCGUACCCGAUGCCUAUGAUCAACUACAUUCUGGAUCAGUUAAGGGAGGCGAAAUACAUAAGCAGUCUGGAUUUGAAGGACGGGCACUGGCAGAUUCCGUUGGAAGCGGCAAGUCGGCAAUAUACGGCAUUUACGGUGCCGGGAAAGGGCCUAUUCCAGUGGAAAGUAAUGCCAUUCGGACUGCACUCCGCAUCGGCAACGUUCCAGCGGGCGUUGGACCAAGUGAUAGGACCCGAGAUGAUGCCACUCGCGUUUGCGUACCAGGACGUUUGCGUACCAGGAGAAACAUUCGAGGCCGUCAAAACCAGGUUGGUCGCCGACCCGUUCCUGGCAUGCCCCGAUUUCACAAGGACGUUCGUGCUACAGACGGACGCCAGCGACUACGGGCUGGGCGCUAUCCUCACACAGCACUCCGAGCAAGGCGAGCGGGUCAUAUCCUACUCCAGCAGAGCUCUGAACGGAGCGGAAAAGAAUUAUUCUGCAACAGAGAAGGAGUGUUCAGCGAUAGUGUGGGCUGUCAGGAAAUUAAGACCGUACCUGGAAGGCUACCACUUCAAAGUGAUAACGGAUCACAUGGCCCUGAAGUGGCUGAACAGCAUCGAGAGCCCUACCGGAAGGAUCGCGAGGUGGGCAUUGGAGCUCCAACAAUUCGACUUAAAAAUUGCAUACAGAAAGGGCCGGCUGAACAUCGUCGCGGACGCCCUGUCGCGACAGCCGCUCCAGGAAACUAGCCGCAGGCUUACGGCGAAGGAAGAAGGGCAACCGGACGAGCAGCAGGAGUGCAGGUGGGUAGAGGAGAUGCGGAGGAAAAUGAAGCAGGAUCCCCAAAAAUACCCAGACUACCUAGAGGAGGCCGGCCAACUGUAUAGGCACAUUCCGCACCGGGCAGGAAACGAGGAUGUGGUGUCAUGGAAGCUGUGUGUACCAAUCAGGGAGAGGCAGCGCGUCAUGGCCGAGAACCACGACAUGCCGACAGCAGGACACCUGGGAAGUCGGAGGACAAUGGCGAGGGUGGCAGCCAGGUACCACUGGCCAGGAAUGCACCGAACACGCAACGACGAGGAAAACAAAAACGGCUCAUAUUAG